ACGAGAAGCUAAAGCAGAGAGAGAGAGAGAGAGAGAGGGCAAUGAAGAAGCAAAGCAGACAAAGGAGAUAAAUGAGAGGGAGAGAUUGGUCGUACAAAGAUAUUCCAAUUAGGGUUUUAGGGAUAUUCUCUUCUUUCAAUGGCUGUUACCACCUGUCUGGACUUCAAUUUCAGUACUAAUACUCUAUCUUCUUCUUCCUCUGCUUCGUUCCUUUCUCGAAUUCACUUUCUUGGUGAGAAGAGUGGCGUUGGUGGAAGGAGAGGAAGUAGAAGAAGUAUUAACAGUAGCUUCGUUGCUCUUUCUACUCACUCAAACCCCAAAAUUCUCAAAUCAAAUAGAAGAUCUCGGUUUGGGCAAAGGCUUUCUCCGUAUGAUAGUGACGAUGAUGGUGAUGAUGGCGGUGGUGUUGGUUUUGAUGUUGAUAGCGAUGAUGAAUUUCCAGAGGAUUCUUCACCCUGGGAUGAUGAAUUUGCAGAAAUUGAAGAGUUCAGUGUUGAAUCACAAAGCUUUCAGUCAGACGAUGAAACAAACACAAAGCAAGGCGACCGCAGACAGCCAAAGAGGGAGUGGGAUAAUCAAUCAUUGAAAUCCAGGCAAGGUUUGAAAGUUAUGGGCAGCAGAUUUGAUACUGGAAACCGCAAGAACACCCAAGUGAAUAGAAAUUACCGUGAUGCUUCAAAUGGAAUGAAGGAAAUAGAUUCCAUUGAUAUAGAUGGCCGAGGAAAGAUGAAGUCCGGAAAAUCUACAGAGGGCAAGUACCGUCAACUGUCUGAUGAGUUAGAUCUGGAUAAGAAAUGGUAUCCACUUCUUGAUUAUCUGAGCACAUUUGGACUAAAGGAAUCACACUUCAUCCAAAUCUAUGAGAGACACAUGCCCUCUCUUCAGAUUAAUGUGGCUUCCGCACAGGAAAGGUUGGAAUACUUGUUGAGUGUUGGUGUCAAGCAUAGAGACAUCAGAAAGAUGCUUCUAAGGCAACCACAAAUUCUAGAGUACACAGUAGAUAACCUGAAGUCCCAUGUUUCAUUUUUGUUGGGUUUGGGUGUCCCAGACUCCAGAAUAGGGCAGAUAAUUGCUGCUGCUCCCUCCCUGUUUUCUUAUAGCGUUGAACACUCUCUAAAACCGACAGUCAGAUAUUUGGUUGAAGAGGUUGGUAUUAAGAGAGCUGAUUUGACCAAAGUUUUGCAGUUGAGCCCUCAAAUUCUGGUUCAACGGAUUGACAGUUCAUGGAAUGCUCGCUUGGGUUUUCUUUCGAAGGAGCUGGGGGCACCCAGGGAUUGCAUAGUGAAAAUGGUCACUAAACAUCCACAGCUUCUUCAUUACAGCAUUGAAGAUGGAAUACUGCCGAGGAUCAACUUCCUUAGGAGUAUAGGGAUGCGCAACUCUGAUAUUUUGAAAGUAUUAACUAGCCUAACUCAGGUACUCUCUCUUUCAUUAGAGAAGAAUCUUAAGCCCAAAUAUUCUUACUUGGUCAAUGAGCUUCAAAAUGAGGUGAAGUCCUUGACCAAAUAUCCCACAUAUUUAAGCUUAUCUUUAGAUCAGAGAAUUCGACCACGCCACCAGUUCUUGGUUGCUCUAAGAAAAGCUCCAGAGGGGCCAUUUCCUUUGAGUUCAUUUGUUCCAACGGAUGAAAGCUUCUGUCAUCAAUGGGCUGGAACUAGCUUAGACAAGUAUUUGGCUUUUAGGCAGAGUUUACUACUCAAGGAGUUCGCAAAGAAAUAUCAGAAAAAAAGAUAGCGAAUAUACAAUUUGCAAGUUGGUAUCAGUUCUGUUACCUGAAGGCAUUUGAAGGGGCUUGGAGGAAUCUCAAUCGAUUUCUGCAACCUCUAUGAUUAUUAUACAACAAUAUUCAACUCCAUGGUUAAGCUAGAUGUUGCUCCAGAUUUAUGUAUGAUGGCCAAACCUAAAAUUUUUUUCAGGGUUGUAGCUGUUUUCUGCUUGCAAAUAUCAGUGCCUCUCAAGGUUUUGAAGUUGCAAGUUGGGCGUGACUUGAGUGCCUUUUGAAGGGUACUAAUUUUUUUUUUUUUGUUCUAACUGUUCUCCUCGCCCCCUCCCUUUUUUUAAUUGUUAAACUUACUAAGAGAUUUACCUGUUUUUCCUUGACAAUUGUAAGUAAGAAGAGUAUAGUUUCUUGAAAUAUCAACUUUUUUCUUUCAACAUAAAUUUGUACUUGUUGAAAUGUUCCAUUUUUAUAUGAUGUUAUUUAUGGUA
Molecule: messenger RNA, 2208 nt
Organism: Macadamia integrifolia
Lineage: Eukaryota; Viridiplantae; Streptophyta; Magnoliopsida; Proteales; Proteaceae
Product: transcription termination factor MTERF9, chloroplastic
Exons: 7
Coding region: 139-1734 (531 amino acids)
Biological process (GO): regulation of DNA-templated transcription
Molecular function (GO): double-stranded DNA binding
Source: RefSeq, a predicted model, not a curated record